Corythoichthys intestinalis (scribbled pipefish) is the source of this 3875-nucleotide messenger RNA. RefSeq names its product actinin, alpha 4 (gene actn4). Bases 256 to 3021 code for a protein of 921 amino acids. The transcript is spliced from 23 exons. The record is from RefSeq and is a predicted model, not a curated record. Lineage: Eukaryota; Metazoa; Chordata; Actinopteri; Syngnathiformes; Syngnathidae. Gene Ontology annotation, molecular function: calcium ion binding; actin filament binding. Gene Ontology annotation, cellular component: cortical actin cytoskeleton; Z disc; cell projection. Gene Ontology annotation, biological process: actin cytoskeleton organization; muscle cell development.
CCAGCAGCCUCUCAACGCGCACAGGGAAAGCUUUUCUUCUCCCAGUGAGCAGACUCCCACUCCGCCCGCCUGUCUGCGAACACCGGAUACUCCAGCCUGGAAAAAAAAGAGACCCUUGCACCGUGACGGCCGAUAGCGGCGAGAGAAGGACUCCUUCCAGCGUCGUGUUUCCGUCCCUAACCCGGCCACUGGUUCGCGUUCGGUUCGUUUGGACAUUUUUUUCCCCCUGGUCGCUUGACAGUUUUUGUCGCCGAUAUGGUCGACUAUCACGCCGCCAACAACCAAUACUCGUCCGGCGGGCAACAGACCUACAUGGAACAGGAGAACGAUUGGGACCGGGACUUACUGCUGGACCCAGCAUGGGAGAAACAGCAAAGGAAGACGUUCACGGCGUGGUGCAAUUCCCACUUGCGCAAGGCUGGCACACAGAUCGAAAACAUCGAGGAGGACUUCAGGGACGGACUCAAACUCAUGCUGCUUCUAGAGGUCAUCUCAGGUGAGAGGUUACCCAAACCCGAGCGUGGCAAGAUGAGGGUGCACAAGAUAAACAACGUCAACAAAGCUCUGGACUUCAUUGCCAGCAAGGGAGUCAAACUGGUCUCCAUUGGCGCAGAAGAAAUCGUGGACGGAAAUGCCAAGAUGACCCUGGGAAUGAUCUGGACCAUUAUCCUCCGCUUUGCAAUCCAGGACAUUUCUGUUGAAGAGACGUCGGCUAAGGAAGGUCUACUGUUGUGGUGCCAGAGGAAGACCGCUCCUUACAAGAAUGUCAACGUGCAGAACUUCCACAUUAGCUGGAAGGACGGCCUCGCCUUCAACGCUUUGAUCCACAGACACAGACCAGAACUUAUUGACUACGACAAGCUCAGAAAGGAUGACCCGGUGACCAAUCUGAAUAAUGCCUUUGAGGUGGCUGAGAAGUACCUGGACAUCCCCAAAAUGUUGGAUGCAGAAGACAUCGUGGGCACGCUGAGGCCUGACGAGAAGGCCAUUAUGACAUAUGUGUCCUGCUUCUAUCACGCCUUCUCUGGCGCACAGAAGGCUGAGACUGCUGCCAAUCGAAUCUGCAAGGUACUGGCUGUCAACCAGGAAAAUGAGCACCUGAUGCAGGAAUAUGAGAAACUGGCCAGUGAUCUCCUGGAGUGGAUCCGCCGAACCAUUCCUUGGCUGGAGAACAGAAAUCCGGAGAGAACCAUGUCCGAGAUGCAGCAGAAGCUUGAGGACUUCCGGGACUACCGUCGUGUCCACAAACCACCAAAGGUCCAGGAGAAAUGUCAGCUGGAGAUCAAUUUCAAUACACUUCAGACCAAACUGAGACUGGGUGGCAGACCUGCCUUCAUGCCAUCAGAGGGCCACAUGGUGGCGGAUAUCAACAGAGCGUGGCACACCCUGGAGGGAGCGGAGAAAGGCUACGAGGAGUGGCUCCUCAAUGAGAUUAGACGUCUUGAGAGAUUGGACCACUUGGCUGAGAAGUUCCGCCAGAAGGCCUCAAUCCAUGAAUCCUGGACCGAUGGCAAGGAAGCCAUGCUUACCCAGAGAGACUACGAGACCGCCUCACUGUCGGAGGUGAAGGCACUGCUCCGGAAGCACGAAGCUUUCGACAGUGACCUGGCCGCCCAUCAGGACCGAGUGGAGCAGAUUGCUGCCAUCGCGCAGGAGCUGAAUGAGCUAGACUACUACGAUGCGCCCAGCGUCAACGCUCGCUGCCAAAAGAUCUGCGAGCAGUGGGACAACCUUGGACAACUUACACAGAGGCGCAGGGACUCGCUUCAGAAAACUGAGAAACUGCUAGAGUCUAUUGAUGAGCUUUACCUGGAGUAUGCCAAGCGGGCAGCACCCUUCAACAACUGGAUGGAGGGUGCCAUGGAGGACCUGCAGGACAUGUUCAUCGUCCACAAUAUCGAGGAGAUCGAGAGUCUGAUCCGUGCUCAUGAGCAGUUUAAGGCCACCUUGCCUGAGGCCAACAAGGAGCGUGAGGCCAUCCUGGCCAUCCACAACGAGGUGCAGAAGAUUGCGCAACACAACGGCAUUAAGCUGAGCGGAACCAACCAGUACACAGCCAUCACUCCACAGAGCAUCGACAGCAAGUGGGAUCAGGCAGAGAAGCUGGUGCCUCAGCGUGACCGAGCCCUCCAGGAGGAGCUUCGCAAGCAGCAGUCCCACGACAACCUGAGACGCAACUUUGCUGAGCAAGCCAACGUGGUCGGUCCCUGGAUACAAAAUAAGAUGGAGGAAAUUGGCACGAUAUCCAUUGAGAUGAUUGGCACUCUGGAGGACCAGCUGACCAACCUGAAGGAGUACGAGCGGAGCAUUGUAGACUACAAGCCUAACAUCGACCAGCUUGAGGGCGUUCACAAGCUCAUCCAGGAGGCUCUUAUCUUUGACAAUACGUACACGCCCUACUCCAUGGAGCACAUCCGCGUGGGCUGGGAGCAGUUGCUCACCACCAUUGCCAGGACCAUCAACGAGAUCGAGAACCAGAUCCUGACACGUGACGCCAAGGGCAUCAGCCAGGAGGAGCUGUACGAGUAUCGGGCCUCUUUCAACCACUUUGACAAGGAUCACAGCGGGGCCCUCAUGGCUGAGGAAUUCAAAGCCUGUUUGAUCAGUCUGGGCUACGACGUGGAGAACGACAAGCAGAAGCGAUCGGGACAGAUGGUGGCAGAGGAUUACCGAGCUCUGCUCAUUUCUACAGGAAACAGCCUGGGCGACGCCGAGUUCGCCCGCAUCAUGGGCAUCGUGGACCCCAACAACACAGGCACAGUCACCUUCCAGGCCUUCAUCGACUUCAUGUCCAGGGAGACCACAGACACCGACACCGCGGACCAGGUCAUCGCCUCUUUCAAGAUCCUGGCUGCAGAUAAGAACUUCAUCACUGCCGACGAACUGCGACGGGAGCUCCCGCCCGACCAGGCCGAGUACUGCAUCGCUAGGAUGGCGCCCUACUCUGGGCCCGAUGCCGUCCCCGGCGCUCUCGACUACAUGUCCUUCUCCACUGCUUUGUACGGCGAGAGCGACCUGUAAAGGCUCGCGUCGGGGAGCGAGUCGACGGCGAGGUGCCGCUUUGAAAGUGUUUAAGCGUGUCGAGUGAAGUGUAGUUUACGGAAAGCCGGCUAUUCCAGCUUCAAGUAUAUGUACUAGCACACUUUUUGUCCUCUCUGGUAAGUAGCCCGCAUGGAGGAAAAUUAAAGAGGUUUAUAUCAUUAGUAAGACAAUUUAAAAAUUGCUAUGAACACUAGUCGUAGAAUUGCGUCUUACUAGUGUUAGUAAACUAAUGCCCAAUACAUUUGAUGUGGGAGGGCUGACUGCUUCAGUCCAUUGACGGUGAUAGACGUCUCACUCAGUUUUACCUCAACAUGGAUGAGACGUUUAUUGACAUCAAUUGCAGGAAAUGAGUUCAAUUGUGCUCUAAUACAGACAAAAUUCUAGUUUUUCUUAUUUGUAGGAAAACAUUGCUUCUACUAAUGUGCCGAAUUGUCAUUUUAGUCCCGACAAAGAGCUUACUAGUGCACGUACAUGAAGCUGGUAAUGAAAGAAAUGUUCCAACGGCUUUUCGUAGUAGUUUGACUUCCUAGAAUGGGCGACAAGGGUGCGCUUGUUAACUUCACCCUCUCUGCCUUUUUUUGGGGAGGCAGGGCUAAUCUUGAUACUCUUGCGGAAUUUAUUUUAUUAUCAUUUGGGGAGGGGGUCCAAGGGUUUUCGACAUGAGGGGAGGGGUUCGCACACGAUAGCCCUUGUUUGUGUAUUAGAAUUAUAUGAUGAGGCGUUCUGAGAGGGUGGGAGGUCGGGGCGGGUGUCGAUCAAGCAGAAACGAAACCACGUAUUUACACAUAAUUCCCUUUGUUGCUGGAUAAGGUGACCAAUUUUUUUUUUUUAAA